Molecule: messenger RNA, 821 nt
Organism: Gekko japonicus
Lineage: Eukaryota; Metazoa; Chordata; Lepidosauria; Squamata; Gekkonidae
Gene: TYW5
Product: tRNA-yW synthesizing protein 5
Exons: 7
Coding region: 6-821 (271 amino acids)
Biological process (GO): wybutosine biosynthetic process
Molecular function (GO): 2-oxoglutarate-dependent dioxygenase activity; tRNA binding
Source: RefSeq, a predicted model, not a curated record
AGGAAAUGGGCGAGAGUCAGCCGGUCGUCCCCCUGGCUCAGUACGCCGGAGUCACCCGGGAGCGCUUCCUGCGAGAGAUCUACCCACUGAGAAAGCCAGCAGUCCUGACAGGAAUAGAUCUGGGCCCCUGCACAGCCAAAUGGACCGUGGAUUACCUUAGUCAAGCGGUAGGAAAUAAAGAAGUCAAAGUUCAUGUCUCCGCUGGGCCGCAGAUGGAUUUCCUCAGUAAGAACUUUGUGUAUAGGACAUUGCCCUUUGACGUAUUUGUGAAGAGAGCAGCUGAAGCCAGACACGCAGAGUACUUUAUUUCUGAGGAUGAAAAGUAUUAUCUACGAUCUCUUGGAGAAGAUCCUCGGAAGGUAAUGGACAACUUCUUAAUUCAAGUGACGGGGAGGAAACGAGUUGUCCUGUACAGUCCCCGGGAUGCCCCUUAUCUGUAUUUGUCAGGCACCAAGUCAGAGGUGCUGGAUGUGGAUGAGCCAGACUUGAAGAGAUACCCUCUCUUUGCCAAGGCCAGGCGUUAUGAGUGUUUUCUCAAAGCGGGAGAAGUUCUGUUCAUACCAGCUCUGUGGUUCCACAACGUGACUUCGGAGGAGUUUGGGGUUGGAAUCAACGUCUUUUGGAAACACCUUCCUGCCGAAUGUUACGACAAGACAGACACUUAUGGAAACAAAGACCUUGCUGCGGCCUCGAGGGCGGCUCAGAUUUUGGACAGGGCGUUGAAGACACUCGAUGAGCUGCCCGAGGAAUACAAAGACUUUUACGGCCGGAGAAUGGUUUUACGUAUCCAAGAAAAAACGUAUAGCACUAACUAUGAAUAA